AUGACUGCAGAGGAAGAUACGGCGCAAGAAUAUGCUCCACCUAAGCAGAAGAAAGAGCCUACUGAGACCGAGAAGAGGAGAAAGAAAAUCGUGCCGGGAAGUUUAAUGAAAGCUGAAAUGAGACCAGGAGGUGGUGAUGCUAGACCAUCAGAUGGUGAUCAGGUCGUGUAUCAUUGCACUGUUAGGACAUUGGCUGGAUUUGUCGUCGAGUCUACAAGGUUGGAAUAUGGAGGCAAGGGUACUCCAAUACGACAAGUUUUGGGAAAAAGCAAGAUGUUAUUAGGAUUGAUUGAAGGGCUUCCUACAAUGUUGAAGGGUGAAGUUGCAAUGGUUGUCAGCGAGGAUUUAGGAGUUAUAAAGAAGGUAAUAGAUGAAGGGCAGGGUUGGGAAUCGCCAAGAGAACCAUAUGAAGUAAAAGCUUGGAUUUCUGCAAAGACAGGAGAUGGAAAAGUAAUUCCAUUGCACAAACAAGGAGAACCUUAUUUCUUUACUUUUGGAAAAUCUGAGGUACCAAAAGGUCUUGAGAUGGGACUUGGAACUAUGACACGAGAAGAAAAGGCAGUAAUAUAUGUUACUAAUCAGUACUUGACUGAAUCUCUGCUCAUGUCUGUAGCAGAAGGUUUUGAGGAAGUUCAGUUUGAAGUGGAGCUUGUCCAUUUCACUCAGGUGCGGGACAUGCUUGGAGAUGGGCGCCUGAUAAAGCGUCGGCUUCAUGAUGGAAAAGGUGAGUUUCCUAUGGAUUGCCCUCUUCAUGACAGCCUACUACGCGUUCAUUACAAGGGCAUGCUGCUUAAUGAAGAAAAGACGGUCUUUAUUGAUACAAGAAUUGAUAAUGAUGGUCAGCCUUUAGAGUUCGGCUCUGGAGAAGGGCUUGUGCCUGAAGGUUUUGAAAUGUGUGUUCGUUUAAUGCUUCCUGGAGAGGUAGCUCUUGUUAAUUGCCCUCCUGACUUCGCAUAUGACAAGUUUCCAAGGCCAGCUAAUGUUCCUGAAGGUGCUCAUAUUGAAUGGGAAAUUGAGCUUCUUGGUUUUGAGAUGCCAAAGGAUUGGACCGGUUUGGACUUUCAGAGUAUAAUGGAUGAAGCAGAGAAGAUCAGAAACACAGGAAACAGGCUUUUCAAAGAAGGAAAGUUUGAACUUGCUAAGGCAAAAUAUGAGAAGGUGCUUCGAGAAUUUAAUCAUGUUAAUCCACAAGAUGACGAGGAAGGGAAAGUUUUCCUCAAUGCCAGAAAUUUGUUAAAUCUCAAUGUUGCUGCAUGCUACCUCAAAUUAGGAGAAUGCAAAAAGUCCAUUGAGACAUGCAAUAAGGUUCUGGAAACAAAUCCAGCACAUGUGAAGGCUCUCUAUCGCCGUGGAAUGGCCUACAUUGAAGUUGGAGAUUUUGAGGAAGCAAGGAAUGAUUUUGAAAUGAUGAUGAAAGCCGACAAGUCAUCUGAACCUGAUGCUACAGCAGCUCUUAAAAAACUGAAGCAGAAGCAGCAGGAUGUGGAGAACAAGGCGCGGAGACAAUUUAAAGGGCUAUUUGACAAGAAGCCAGGGGAAAUUGCGGAAGCUGGAACUGACAGCAGAGCAGAAGAGCACAGUACAAGUGAAAAUCAGAAGAAUGGUGAUGAGGAGGAUUCAGAUGGUUCUGACGAAGAGGAUGUUGAAGAUGUGGCCGUUGCACCAAGAGAAGGAUGGUUCUCCCUCUUGUGGCCAACUGGUAGAAGAUUGUUUUCAGCUCUUGGGCUUCAAAGAUGUACGAUAUUGUGA
Messenger RNA from Dovyalis caffra, 1749 nucleotides. The record is from the annotation of a GenBank genome assembly. NCBI's taxonomy places the organism in Eukaryota, Viridiplantae, Streptophyta, Magnoliopsida, Malpighiales, Salicaceae.